GCAAUUUGAACUGACUCUAAUCUAAAUCAUACAAGGCCGCCUAAUAAUUAUCGUGGCACUUAAUUUGUGUUUAAUGUAACAACAUCAUCGUUUAAAGACAGUUCUCGUUGAAUAUUGAAGGUCCGUGAAUAGCGUUAGGCCAUACCGCUAAAGAGUAUGGCUAUGUAUAAUAAUUCAACAAAUUUUAAUGUAUCCAGUGGAAAUAUAACAGGAAUGGGUGUGAAUAAUGUUGCCUUCUAUCGCAUGAUCUCUAAAGUAUCAAUAACAUUCAAUGUAUUAUUAGCUAUAGGCAUCAUUGUCUCCAAUAUACUCAUCUUAGGUACUGUCUUCACAACCCCAACUUUAAGAAGAGAAUUACGCUAUUUAAUGGUAUCAAGUCUAGCAUUCGGUGACCUGUUGUUAGGGCUGGCAGGUGUACCGCUGUAUAUUGAUUUUACAAUCCAGGAGAAGAUAACUGUGGCUUGUGAAGUUCAUGUCGUAUUGCAAGUGUUGGUAAUUCAUGGUCACGUUAUGAUUACGAAUUUAGGACUACUAAUUAUAAACAUAGAUUACGUCAUCAAACAAUACGACUACACAAUGCCACAUUUUAACCCAGCUAUCAAACUUCCGGUUUAUAUCGCAUUGUCUUUGGUGCCAUGGAUAGUCAUGUUUGUUGUUAUACCACCAUUAAUUACAACUGGCUUACAUGAAAAUGUUGUUUACAUAUGGUCGGAUACCAUGUGUCCCGUGCUGCUUUAUACAUGGGCGAGAUUGACGUUGAAUAUCCUGUGUUUUUUCGCCCCUUUGCUUGGCAUGAUCAUUACCACGUGUAUAAUUAUCUAUGGCUUUGUGGCUCAAAGUAGAGGAAACAUUGCGUUUCGUCCGACACUGUUGAACGACGAAAAGCCGAUGUUUCACCCCAAGUUUAUUAUUGCUGUUAACGUUCUUUGUUUGUUGCUACUGUUACCAGAACAUAUCGUACACAGUAAUAUUGGGUUUGCAGACUUCAAAACGUUCAUCGUAGCGUAUAUGGUUUCUUUCUUAUUUGCCAUGAGUAAAGGUCUUGCCUUACCUAUAGUAUGGCUUCUUGUACCGGAAGUGAAUGAAGCAUUCCGAGACAGAUGUAGCCUUUCUUAUUGGAGAACAUCAUCGGAUGCCCCACAGCAUGUCGUAAACAAAACGUACAAAGAAUUCGUUAGAGAAGCAGAAACCACAGAUUAAUCCUUACAAGAAGAACAUUGUUUACCGGAAAUUGACUGGGUCCCUGUGGUUGUCAGAAAGACAGAAGAAUGACGUUGUCGAUUUUAAAAUGGGUCUAGACUGCUCUUGAUAUUCAUUAUUAAAUAUGUUCCAUUA
Molecule: messenger RNA, 1335 nt
Organism: Patella vulgata (common limpet)
Lineage: Eukaryota; Metazoa; Mollusca; Gastropoda; Patellidae
Product: 5-hydroxytryptamine receptor 2C
Exons: 2
Coding region: 157-1200 (347 amino acids)
Cellular component (GO): membrane
Source: RefSeq, a predicted model, not a curated record